Messenger RNA from Camelina sativa (false flax), 2150 nucleotides. RefSeq names its product heat shock 70 kDa protein 8. Lineage: Eukaryota; Viridiplantae; Streptophyta; Magnoliopsida; Brassicales; Brassicaceae. The record is from RefSeq and is a predicted model, not a curated record. Gene Ontology annotation, molecular function: ATP-dependent protein folding chaperone; ATP binding.
CUCCCUCCUCUUUUUUUCUAAAAAAAGCACCGAGGUUUUCUCUAGCAAACUCUAGAAGACAAGAGCAAAUCACAAAUUACAUCUCCUCUCUCUCUCGCACCUUCUAAACUCCCUCUAUUUCUUCUCUUAUCCUCUGUUUUCACUCUCUGUUUUUUUCCUUAAGACUGACGAAUCCUAUUUCUUCUAAACCCGCAACAGCUACAACCAAAACCCUUCUGUGAAAGUUCUCUCCUUUGCUCAGGAAAUGGCAGAACAAGAAUACACAGUAGCAUCAGACAGUGAAAACACUGGAGAGGAGAAAUCUUCAUCAUCUCCUUCAUUACCCGAAAUCGCUGUUGGAAUCGAUAUUGGUACUUCACAAUGCAGCAUAGCUGUUUGGAACGGCUCUCAAGUUCACAUCUUGAGGAACACAAGAAACCAAAAACUCAUCAAAUCAUUCGUCACUUUCAAAGACGAAGUCCCUGCCGGUGGUGUCAGCAACCAGCUCGCGCACGAGCAGGAAAUGCUAACCGGAGCCGCUAUCUUCAACAUGAAACGGCUCAUCGGUCGUGUAGACACUGAUCCUGUGGUUCACGCCAGCAAGAACCUUCCUUUCUUGGUUCAAACUCUUGACAUUGGUGUCAGACCGUUUAUUGCAGCUUUGGUUAACAAUGCUUGGAGAUCAACGACUCCAGAGGAAGUCUUAGCUAUUUUUCUUGUGGAGUUACGUCUGAUGGCUGAAGCUCAGUUGAAACGGCCUGUGAGAAAUGUAGUCCUCACGGUUCCGGUUUCGUUCUCUAGGUUCCAGCUCACAAGGAUUGAACGAGCUUGCGCUAUGGCUGGACUUCAUGUUCUUCGUCUGAUGCCUGAACCAACUGCAGUGGCGUUGCUAUAUGCGCAACAACAGCAGAUGACUACGCAUGAUAACAUGGGAAGUGGAAGCGAGAGGCUUGCGGUUAUAUUCAAUAUGGGUGCUGGUUACUGCGAUGUUGCGGUUACUGCAACUGCUGGUGGUGUUUCACAGAUUAAAGCCUUGGCAGGGAACCCUAUUGGAGGAGAAGAUAUUUUGCAGAACACAAUGCGCCAUAUCGCGCCGCCAGAAGCAGAAGCUUCAGGGUUGCUCCGUGUAGCGACACAGGACGCUAUUCACAGGCUAUCGGAUCAAGAUAAUGUCCAGAUUGAAGUGGAUUUGGGAAUUGGUAACAAGAUAUCCAAGGUUCUUGAUAGAGUGGAGUUUGAUGAAGUGAACAAGAAUGUAUUUGAGGAAUGUGAGAGACUAGUUGUGCAGUGUCUGCGAGAUGCGAGAGUCGAGGUUGGUGAUAUUGACGAUGUGAUAAUGGUUGGAGGCUGUUCUUACAUCCCAAAAGUUAGAACCAUUCUCAAGAACGUAUGCAAGAAAGAUGAGAUUUACAAAGGUGUGAAUCCUGUAGAAGCUGCGGUUAGAGGAGCUGCUUUGGAAGGUGCGGUGACUUCAGGUAUUCAUGAUCCGUUUGGGAGCUUAGAUCUCUUGACGAUACAAGCCACAGCUCUUGCGGUUGGAGUAAGAGCUAACGGAAACAAGUUCAUACCCGUGAUACCGCGUAGCACGAUGGUUCCAGCUCGGAAAGACCUCUUCUUCACUACGGUUCAGGACAACCAGAAGGAAGCUUUGAUCAUUAUAUACGAAGGAGAAGGAGAGACCGUUGAAAAAAAUCAUCUUCUUGGAUAUUUCAAGAUCGUUGGGAUUCCACCGGCACCUAAAGGUGUUCCAGAGAUCAAUGUAUGUAUGGACAUCGAUGCUUCAAAUGCUUUGAGAGUUUUUGCAGCUGUGUUGAUGCCGGGAUCAUCGAGUCCAGUGGUUCCUGUGAUUGAAGUGAGGAUGCCAACGGUUGAUGAUGGACAUGGUUGGUGUGCUCAGGCAUUGAAUGUGAAAUAUGGAUCUACUCUUGAUUUGAUUACUCUUCAGAGGAAGAUGUAAGAUUUGAAAUAAAAAGCUGUUGGUGAUAGAUUUUAGAAAAUGAUGUAAGAUAUGACGAUGUUUCGUAUGAUGAUCGUAUAGAGAAGAGUGCAUAGUUUGUGUGUUUUGGGUUUGUUGUUGAAGUGGUAAACAAUGUUUAUGUGUGUAAGUAAAUAAGUAAUAAUGCUUUGCAGAUUGUAUAAUAAAAUCAGUGUUUUUGGACACUUUCUUUUGA